AUGCACAAUAGUGACUCCGAAGUCUCAUCAUCGCUUUCAAGUCGAGCUGAUGAUAAAAUAUUUGUUAUUGCAACUGUAUUAUUACCUAUAUUUGCUCAAGCAGCAUAUAUAUUUGAUGUAUUUUAUUAUCAUUUCAAUGUAGUCGAUAAUGGAUAUGAAGGUUUACUUUCCUCAAUUUUGAGUGUUUUUGCAUAUCUUCAAUAUUGUGCACCGAUUCGAUCACGUUUUACACGUUUUUUCUAUCAUUUAUUUUUAUGGAUAUUAUCAGAAAUUGGUACAUUAGGUCAUCUAAUAUCGUAUUUAAAGAAAAAUGAUGUAUUUUCUCUUGUUUUAUAUUCACUAUGUGGAACAAUAGAUUCAAUUUAUUUUGGAUGUUUAAUUUAUUGUCGUGUAUUUUCAAAAGAUCGUUCUGUUCGUGUUCAUAUGGCUAUUGAACAACGUCAUUUAUUUCGUUUUAUUUCACGUUUAGAAGUUCUACUUGCUAUAUUUAUACCUGUAUUUUUUAAUAAACACCUUAUAACAUUAACAAGAGAUAAUAUUGCAUUUUAUAUAUUAUUUGAAUUUUUUGCUGAAUAUUAUCAUCGUUUUCAUGGUAUGAGAGUUAAAGCAGUUUUAUAUAUAUUUGUUGUUACAGUAACAGCAUCUGUUACAUUAGAAUGGAUACAUAUUGUAAAACAUGAAGUAAAAUAUGAAAUAGCUUCAUCAUUAUGUGAACUUACGGCAUCUUGUUUUUGUUAUUCAUUAAUUAUAAUGCAAUUCUUUCCAAAUAAUUUUAUUUCACGUAAAAAAAUGGCUAAAACUAGACGUAGACAAACUGUAUCAUCAAUAUUAUCUCAACACACAUACUAUAGUCGUCAUAGUUGUGAUUCCGUUUCAGAAAAAAAUGUUUGUUAUUUUUAA
Molecule: messenger RNA, 900 nt
Organism: Rotaria sp. Silwood2
Lineage: Eukaryota; Metazoa; Rotifera; Eurotatoria; Philodinida; Philodinidae
Source: the annotation of a GenBank genome assembly